UGGAGGGGGAAAGCGGCGGCGGGGGGGGAGGGGUGAGCCCUAGCGAGCGCCCACGUGGCCGCGCCAAGAGCGCGCCCGGCUCUUGCCGCCAGAGGCCGCUGUAGCCCUACGUCUCCGCUCGGGCCCUGGAGCCCGGGCGGGCGGAAGUUGGCCGGAGAGCACGUCCGGUGACGGGACCCGGAAGCGGAAGUGCCCGGGCUCGCGCCCGGGGUGGUUGGUGUGAGAGGGCGGCAUGGCGGCGGCUGGGGCCUCGGCCUCGCUCCUUUCCCUGGACCCGCAGCUGCAGCGCGAGUUCCAGGACAAGGUGUUGCGCGUCCGCUCCGGCAGGGGGACCAAGCAUGAGAAGCUGACUCCUGGUGUAAUUUAUUUAGGGCAUAUCCCUAGGGGCCUUUAUGAGCCACAAAUCCUGGAGUACUUCAGCCAGUUUGGAACAGUCACCCGACUUCGGCUUUCAAGAAGUAAAAAGACUGGAGACAGCAAAGGCUAUGGAUUUGUAGAGUUUGAAUCAGAUGAAGUUGCUAAGAUUGUUGCAGAUACCAUGAACAACUACCUGUUCUGUGAAAGACUCCUAAAGUGUGAAUUUAUGCCACCUGAAAAGGUCCAUGAAAACCUCUUCAGAGGCAGUCAGAAGACAUUUAGGAAGCCAUCGCAUCCGGCAGUCAAGCGGUAUAACAAGAAACGAACACCCCAAGAGAAGACAAGGAUGACAGAGAGACUACUAAAAAAUGAGAAACGGUUACGAAAGAGGCUGGCUGAGAAGGGAAUAGACUAUGACUUCCCUGGUUUUGCCGCACAGAUGCCUCAAAAGAAAAAAAAUGUUUCAAACUCAAACUCGAACCUGAACAUAUCUGUGAACAGCCAGGACCCCACCCCAGUGUGUACGCCCACAGUCCUUGAGCGUCGGAAAUUGCAACCAGCAGAAACUGAUGAAGAUGAAAUAACCAUCAAACUGCCUCCAACAAGCGUAAAGAACACUGCUCAAAAGGCCAAGAAGACAACGAAGCUGCAGAAAAAAAUUAACCCAAAGAAAUGGAAAUAAACAAAGCUGAAACCUCUGUAGCCAAGUUUUCCUUAACUCCAAAGGAUGUUUGCAAGCUGGAACUUUCUGUGGUUCUUACUGACUUGUGUUCAUUCUUGGUUUAACUACAACAGUGGAUCUCAACCUUUCCCAUAUCAGGGGGCCCAUCCAUCUAGUCUGUAGGCAUUCCCACUUAGCAUCAAGGGAAGGGUAGCUGCAGCCCCCCAUCCGAGAAUCCCUGCUAUAGAAGAUUCUCAGAACACUCUCAAAUCCAUGUCUGUGUUGAUCAUUGUAGAUAAAAUGGACACCCAAGUUUAUGUCCCAACAUGUCCACUGUCACUUUGAAUUAGCUCUGUAACAUACUACUCUUCUCUCAUUAAAAUGGCUAUUCCCUUUGCAAGGAAAUCAAAGAAUAGUUUUGCAAACCUACUGAUGGCAGUAUGCUUAACAGUCCUAAUUAGCGUAGGGAUAUCAUUUUUUAUAAACAUUUUAGAAGUACAUUGUGACUUUCAGUAGCA
Messenger RNA from Dermochelys coriacea (leatherback sea turtle), 1536 nucleotides. RefSeq names its product nucleolar protein interacting with the FHA domain of MKI67 (gene NIFK). Gene Ontology annotation, molecular function: RNA binding. Gene Ontology annotation, cellular component: nucleolus. Lineage: Eukaryota; Metazoa; Chordata; Testudines; Dermochelyidae. The record is from RefSeq and is a predicted model, not a curated record. The coding region runs from base 233 to 1039 and encodes 268 amino acids. Gene Ontology annotation, biological process: maturation of LSU-rRNA from tricistronic rRNA transcript (SSU-rRNA, 5.8S rRNA, LSU-rRNA). The transcript is spliced from 6 exons.